CAUUGAUAUUGAAUGAUGGUGGCGGCUUCAACUUCGGUGUCCAAGUUGCUUAAAGAAUAUCUGAAGAGAUAUGAGAGCAAUGAUGAGGAAGGAAAGGAAAAGAAAAAAGAGGAAGAAGAAGGUCGUCCAAAGUAAACCAGAUGUAAAAGGUGUUUUAGUCAUGAAUGAAGAUCCAGUUUGGCAGAAACCAGUUAAUCUUGAAGAGGAAAACAAUGAUGAUCCAGCUGAUGAAGAGAAGCCACAAGUUGAUGAGGACAUUGAGGUUAAGCGGAUGAAGAGGCUUGAACAACUAAAGGCUAUGGGUCCAUAUAAUGCCACAUCAGAGGAUGGAAGUGGUUGGGUUUCUCUCUCUCCGAAAGCCGCUAAUUCUACUGACCCAAAUUCUGAUAUGUCACCACCACGUAAGUCGGCAGUCCGGAAUGACACACCUUCACCGGACAUGAACUGAAGCCUGCAGAUUUUGGCAGAGGUAGCUCUGAU
This is a messenger RNA of Juglans regia (Persian walnut), 480 nucleotides long. RefSeq lists its product as uncharacterized. Gene Ontology annotation, cellular component: RES complex; U2-type spliceosomal complex. NCBI's taxonomy places the organism in Eukaryota, Viridiplantae, Streptophyta, Magnoliopsida, Fagales, Juglandaceae. The transcript has 2 exons. Gene Ontology annotation, biological process: mRNA splicing, via spliceosome. Gene Ontology annotation, molecular function: RNA binding. The coding region runs from base 71 to 448 and encodes 125 amino acids. The record is from RefSeq and is a predicted model, not a curated record.